Messenger RNA from Eremomyces bilateralis CBS 781.70, 2120 nucleotides. Its product is annotated as D-xylulose kinase. Gene Ontology annotation, biological process: xylulose metabolic process. Lineage: Eukaryota; Fungi; Ascomycota; Dothideomycetes; Eremomycetales; Eremomycetaceae. The coding region runs from base 415 to 1980 and encodes 521 amino acids. The transcript has 2 exons. Gene Ontology annotation, molecular function: D-xylulokinase activity. Gene Ontology annotation, cellular component: cytosol. The record is from RefSeq and is a predicted model, not a curated record.
CUGAAUGUGAUGGGAGUUCCGCCGAUCAUUUUAGGCUGAAUGACCUCACUCUGAGCUCCGUUGUCAAGAAAUCCCCACAUAUCAGAAGCCAAAGAUCCGUUAAUAAACAUCAUGGCAUCGCGAGAGAAAUUUCCUCGAGCUCAUGUCAACACAUACCUCGACAAUGGUUGAAUCACUCUAUCUGGGCUUUGACCUGAGCACCCAACAACUGAAAGGUACCUAAGGUCCCGCAAUCCGUCCAGACGAAGUCCUCCCGCGCUGACGACAAACCCCUUCACAGGCCUCGUCGUCCGCUCCGACCUCCAACUCGUCCACGAGGCAAAAGUCGACUUCGACGCUGACCUCGCCAAAUAUGGCAUCGAAAAAGGCGUCCUCGCCAACCCCUCUAAAGGCGAGAUCUUCGCUCCCGUCGCCAUGUGGCUUGACGCCAUCGAGCUGGUCCUGCAGCGCCUGAAAGACGCGGGCCUGGAUUUCUCGAAAGUGAAGGGUAUUUCCGGGGCAGGCAUGCAACAUGGCACGGUGUUCUGGAGCCACGAUGCGGAGGAGCUGCUGAAAGGGUUGGAUCCGGCGAAGACGUUGCUGGAGCAGUUGGAGAGUGGAGGGGAGGGGGAGAGUCGCGGAGCGUUUAGUCACCCGUUUAGUCCGAAUUGGCAGGAUGCGAGCACGCAGAAACAGUGUGAGGCGUUUGACAGCUAUCUAGGGGGCCCGGAGAAGCUCGCUGCAAUUACUGGAAGCAAGGCUCAUCAUCGUUUCAGCGGUCCACAGAUCCUUCGAUUCCGAGAGAAGUAUCCAGAGGCAUACAAAGCCACCGCACGAAUCUCCCUAGUAUCCUCGUUCCUCGCGUCGAUAUUCCUUGGAAAGGUCGCCCCCAUCGACAUCGGCGACGUCACCGGCAUGAACCUCUGGGACAUCCAAAAAGCUCAAUGGCACGACCAACUUCUCCAGCUCACCGCCGGCGGCACCAGCGUCGCGGACCUCCGCCAACGCCUCGGCCAUGUCCCGAAAUCCGGCGGCCGGUCCUUCGGCCCCGUCGCGAGCUACUUCCGCUCGCGCUUCGGCUUCCCUGCGCACUGCAGCGUCAUCCCGUUCACGGGCGACAACCCAUCGACGAUCCUCGCUCUCCCGCUGCAGCCGUCGGACGCGAUGGUAUCGCUCGGCACGUCGACGACGUUCCUCAUGUCGACGCCGAACUACCGGCCGGAUCCGGCGUAUCAUUUCAUGAACCAUCCAGCGGCGGCGGGGUUGUAUAUGUUCAUGCUGUGUUAUAAGAACGGCGGGCUAGCGCGGGAGCAGAUCCGUGAUGCGGUCAAUGGAGACGAGUCGGGGUCAUGGGAUCGGUUCAACGACACCGCGACAGCGACGCCUCCGCUAGGCCAAAGCAGUGCCUCCGACCCCAUGAAACUCGGCCUCUUCUUCCCACGUCCCGAGAUCGUGCCAAACGUAAAAGCCGGCACCUGGCGCUAUCUAUACUACCCGAAACCCCAAACCCUCCACCCCGCCAGCCCCUCCUCCGGCUCCUCAGCGUGGCCCGAGCCCACCGCCGACGUGCGCGCCAUCAUCGAGUCGCAGUUCUUAUCGCUCAGGCUACGGUCCCAAUCCCUCGUCACCCCGCAAAAGUCCUCACAGGGACAGGCACUUCCCCCACAACCGCGUCGUGUAUACUUAGUUGGCGGCGGCUCUCAGAACCCCGCGAUCGCGCGCAUCGCUGGCGAAGUGCUAGGUGGUUCGGAAGGGGUGUUCAAGUUGGAUAUCGGCGGCAAUGCGUGCGCGCUUGGGGCGGCGUAUAAAGCCACGUGGGGCGUGGAAGGAGGGAAGGAGACGUUUGAGGAGUAUGUGGAGAAGCGAUGGCAUGAGGAUGGGUUUGUGAAGCGCGUGGCGGAUGGGUAUAAAGAAGGGGUGUGGGAACGGUAUGGCGAGGCGUUGGAGGGGUUUGAUAUGAUGGAAAAGGAAGUGUUGAAGAUCGCUGCGGAGGGGUUGUGAUUAGGGGCUUUGAUAGGAAUCUACCAACCACUCGUCGAAGUGAUAGAUAUGUGGAUGCGAUAAGCGGGAAAACGCUCACGACUGUUCAAGUAGAGUUGUGUACUUCGCAUUAAAUUACCAACAUUAUAGAGGCGUGCCGC